UUGAGUACUUCCCUGUUAGUUCAAGCGAAGACUCUUCAUUACAGUUGCCUCGUCUUCGCUUCUUUUUACAAAUUUCAGUUACACAAUAUAAUAAUAUUAUGUCGAUGUAUGUAUUGUCCAGCAAAAAUACAUUUGUAGGGCCUACAUUGUAAAUGAAACACUCUGAAAUAUUGAAGUAAGCUUACCAAAUAUUUAUGAUAGGCAUGUUUCAGCUCCUAAUAUUUUAUUCAUUCUCCUUGUUCGGUAGAGUAUCUUUUGUUAUGUAGUCUCACAAAGUGUGUUUUGCACAAGCGAUAUACGCAAAAAAAAUGUUUACUGUAGUGCCUAUAUUCUGCUAGGACUCGAUUCUGCUGUCCAUUACCGUAGCUUAGCUGGCUUGGCUCAACUUAGAGAAUAUUGAACUCUCCCCAGGAGAGAAAGACUGGUUUUGUUUCAUCCAAAGAUCAUGUCUUUUGAUCAGAAAGCCAAUAUUUGUUUUGUUUUUUAGAUUUUACACAAGUUAGUGCAAACCAAAAAGUCACCAGCUUUCGUUUCUAUGCCUAGAUCUGUUCCUCUUUUUGCUCCAGAUUUCGCACACAAAUAAACAUGAGCCGAUCGGUUGCAAAAAUCUGGGUAGUUAGAGAGAACGGACGGACAACGGAAAUAACAGCAAAGUGCAAGCAGCGACUGGACUGAUGUGAAAAAGAAGGGUACCCUGUCGCCUGUUUUGAGAUUAUAAAACAGUUUUGUCGAAUUACCUCACAAACAUAGAUCAGACUCAAAGAAAAAGAAAGCACACCCUCUGUGUGUGCCCUCCUCUGAAGCCAAAUAAUCCUGAUGUGAUGGCAGAACUAGGUCUAGAGUCGAAUGGUUCUUCGCAAUCAGGCUCAUCAUUGGGGCUCGAAGAGGAUCGCAGUCUGCCACAUUCACUGGCUUCAGGCUCAGGUGGCUUUCAGAACAAAGAAACUUUACAAGAAUGGGACCCAGGCUACACCAGUUCAUGCACUUCAGCAAAGCAGUAUAGGAAAAUGGAAGGAAAAGAUGAGCCAGUGAGUCUUACAUACACAUGGAAGCAGACACAGUCAGACGUUACAGUGACAGUCAAGUUAAAAGGUCUUCGUGGAGAGCACAACGGAGCUUUUGACAUUACAUUUACAUGCAAUGAAGUGCACAUUGGUAUUUCAAAUGAUAUAAGCCAUUCUAUCCAGUUCUACGGAGCCAUUGAGAAAGAGAAAAGUCGAGUGCAGCUGACCAAAGAGAACAUAAUCCUGAUUGUGAUCAAACAACUACCGUCACUCUGGCCCAAACUCGAGAGUGAAGUUCAACCUGAAGUAUCAGAUGCUGGUGGGUCCAAGAUGGGGGUGGUACCUGGAGAUGAUGUCAGCGAUGUUGGAACCUCAGCCCGCCUGGAUAAUUGCAACAAGACCAUUGAGGAUAUGCAGGUGGCUGAUAGUGAUAGCAGGGAGGAGGAUGUGGACAAAGGAACAGAAAUUACUGAUAAAGAGGAAGAGCCAGUCUUCCACCUCGAUCACCUCAAGCACGGCUUCUUUGAGAGGGAUAUGGUCCUGAGCCUUCAAGUGUACGUGAAGAGCCUGGACAAAGACGCCAUGAAGAUUGUGUUCAGCAAACAAGGCUUUGUCCUCAAGUUCCAUACCGCGGAUGCCAAGUUCCUACAGCUCCACGAGGGAACCUCUGCAGAGACCACUUUCUCCUGGGCAGUCACCACCAGACAAGAGAUUGUUCCGGAAGAGUGCAAGUACAAGGUGAAGGCCAGCGGUAUGGAGGUGACUCUUCGCAAAACUUCUGCCGUCAGAUGGGCAUCUUUAGAGGCUCCCUUGAGGAAAGAACCCACCGAGCCCCCAAGAAACAACGAUUCAUGGGUGCCUCUCACACGCAGCACCGGACCCCCCACCCCCGACUCCCCCUCAGAACCCCCGGCGUCAUCAACAUCUUCUGCCGGUGUCGCUGCGGGCAGUCAGGCAGAAAACGGGCCGUCCAGGAGCGUCAUGUUUGACGAUAUGGAGGACAUUGACUUGAAGAGUAACAGAGGCAAGUACAAAGGAAGCUCUUCUUCCAUCAAUUCUCAGAGGAUGGAACCAGACGCAGACAGUAUCUCCUCCGUCUUUGGUUCCAACCUUAAGACCAGGCCCACAGGGGUGUCACAGGACUGGAAUAAGCCGACGGCCAAGGUACAUCCUCUGAACAAACAAGGGGCGGAGUCAGCCAUUGUCAUCUCCCCUGGUUACGCGGGGCUGGUCAAUCUAGGCAACACGUGCUUCAUGAACUGUGUGCUGCAGGUUAUGGUCAACACCAGGGAGUUUCGCGACUAUUUCUUGGACGACAGGUUCCAGCAUGAGAUCAACGAGGACAACCCCCUGGGCAUGAAGGGUCAGCUGGCCGCGACCUUUGGCCUGUUACUGAAACGUCUGUGGUCGUGCCUCAAGUACUGCUGGGAGCCACGCAAGUUGAAGGAUCUGAUCUCAAAGAAGAACCCUCAGUUUUUUGGCUACGCUCAGCACGACGCUCACGAGUUCUUGGCGUUUCUGCUGGACGGUUUACACGAGGAUUUGAACAGAAUUAGGAAAAAACCGUAUAUAGAAACGACGGACUCAAACGGAAGGCCUGAUGAGGUUGUGGCGGCGGAGGCGUGGGCCCAGUACAAGAGUCGUAACGACAGCGUGGUGGUGGAUCUGUUCCAGGGACAGUACAAGUCCAAGCUGGUCUGCCCUGUCUGUGGGAAAGUGUCCAUCACGUUUGACCCGUUCCUGUACCUGUCUGUGCCGCUGCCCAAGAAGAAGAAGGUCAUCCCCGUCACAUUUAUGUGGAAGGAGUCCUACAAGAAGCCUGUCAGGUACCAGAUUGUGGUGUCUCAGGACAGCACGGUGGAGAAACUGAUUGAGGAGCUCGCACAGAAGACAAAUGUCAGGAAACGCGAUAUACGAGUGUUUGAGGCCUACAGAGGGAAAAUCCUCAAGUUUUUCCUGAGUGGCUCCAGUCUGUCUAAUGUGGAGGCCAAGGACAUCAUCAUUGCCUCGGAGGUCCUGUCUGAAGAGCUGGCCGGAGAAGAAGUCCUGGAGAUUCCUGUGAUGCAACACGUGUCAGCGCAAACACUGGAACCAGCACAAGUCUCAGUGCAGCAUGUGCCUGGAGCCCAUCGGCUGUCCCUUCAUCCUGUCCCUGCCCGCCUCCCGCGCCACCUACGGUCACCUGGUCAAACACAUGGAGGGAUUUGCCAGAUUCUCGGUGGACGUGUUCCAGCCCCCGGUGAAGACGCCCGAGGUGCCCAUCCCGUCGGCGACCUCCUUGACCCCCAAGCCUGGCGUUGGCGGCGGACCGGUGCCGGCCAGUAACUUAAGCAGCUCCCUCAGUCAGUCGUGCUCUAGCCUCAACAGCCUGGACAGUCUCUCCUCCGCCAGCAGCACCUGUACCCUCACUGGUGACCAGUCCGACUCCCAGACCCAGGCAGAGACUGGGGAGGAGGUUGUGGAGGCGGUCGCUUCGUCCUCGCUCUCUGAUUCCGACCAGUUUGUGACCGCGAGUGUGUCUUCUUCGUCUAUGGCGGCAGUUGCUUCCCCUUCUGGUGCGGAGAGCGUGCCAGGUACUUCAGACGCCAACGACAACAUGAGAUGUGCCAGUGUGGACAGUGGGUUCGAGUCGGUCCCAUCGCGGUCGGAGAAGCCUGCGGUGCCCACCUCCCAGGUGAUGGGGGUCCAGGCCACGGACCAGGAGCGGGACAAAGCCACGCCCACUUUCUUCAUCAAGCCCGUCAGCAUGGAGGGUGUGGGCAUCAAGGGGGCCGAGAGGCUGGAAGAUAAAGGCGAUAAGCCCCUGGAGCUGACCAAUCGUCGCAUCCUGUCCAUGGACUGGCGCAACAACGAGAAGCUGUCCUCCUACGUGCUGGUACAGUCCAAGGAGUUGGUAUUGUCCGUCCUGCAAGAAGCACGUGGAGGCCAGCAAGCAGAUGUCUAUCUGGCGUCUGCCACACACCCUCAUCAUACAGCUCAAGAGGUUCUCCUUCCAGAACUUUCUCAUGCGCUCCAAGAUCAAGAAGCAUGUUGAGUUUCCCACUAGAGGUCUGGAUCUGUCUGAGUACUGCGUGGGCCAGGCGCCGGGAGAGUCUCCACCGGUCUACGACCUAUACGGCGUGGCCAACCACCACGGCCUGCUCAUCGGGGGACACUACACGUCCUACGUGCGCUGCCACAGCGACAAUGCGCUCGCCAACAGUGAAGUCGCACUCCCUCCUCCUCCUCAGCAGCAGCAGCAGCAGCGGCUGAAUCCAGCUACCACAACACCUCCUCCUCCUCCUCCUCCUCCACUCCCCUGCAGCCUUGUGAUGUGGACCUCAUCCUGCCUCUGUCGGAACCCUCUCAUGUGAUAAGACAGCCCACCCCAGGCAACAGUCGGGCCACUGUCGUCAAAAACGACCUGCAGAGAAACGUGAAUGACGAUGUGACGAUCGAAUCUCGCCGCCGUCAGGAAGAACGUUCUUCUUCGACAUCUGAGCUCGGCUGUGCAGACAACAGCGGCAACAACAAACUGAACAGUGAGCGGGAGAGAAGGAGCGGUGUGGGAGGAGGCGGGGGCGAUGCAGAUGUUGUGGGGACCGGGAAGGCGGGGUCUGUGUCGUUAUCAUCAUCGUCAUCGGGCAACAACAAGCUCAGCCACGCCCCGUCGUUGUCCUCCUCCUCUUCUCUGUCCUCGAGUGGUUCGGAGGACAAGCAGCUGAGUCCGCUGGAGAGGGGGGAGGUGGAGCCCAUGGAGAAGCAGGAUAGAGAGAAGGAGGUGUACAACUGUGAUAAUAACGAGGAUGACCAUGUAUUAAGUAAAAACCGCUUCCCAUCUUCGUCUUUGUCUUCUACUGCUCCAGACAGCAGCUUCCAAGGAAGCAGUGGCUUCGGCAGCUCACAGUUUGGCGACAAACUUCUCGACGAGGAGGACGAUAACUACCGGUACGAUGACCCUGAGGAUUACGACGAGGACUUGGGCGGGGGGAAUCUUGUGAUUGACACUAGCCCGGACCUGGGCUACACAGACAUGGAGGCGGUGGACUGAUCACGUCGCAGCUGUCUCUGGGGGGGAACAUACUACAACACACAUGACAUAUAUCGUCAGGGGAACGCACAACAGGGGAAACACACAGCAACACUGUCAGGUCCUGUGGAGAACACACAACAACACAUGACAUACACCGUAAGGGGAACACACAACACAUAACAUGAGGUUACAUACACUGUUAGGGGAACACACAACACGUAACAUGAGGUUACAUACACUGUUAGGGGAACACACAACACAUAACAUGAGGUUACAUAAACUGUUAGGGGAACACACAACACAUAACAUGAGGUUACAUACACUGUUAGGGGAACACACAACACAUAACAUGAGGUUACAUACACUGUUAGGGGAACACACAACACAUAACAUGAGGUUACAUACACCGUCAGUGGAACACAUAACAUGAGGUUACAUACACUGUUAGGGGAACACACCACACAUAACAUGAGGUCACAUACACCGUCAGGGGAACACACCACACACACACACACUACACAUGACAUACACCAUACAACACAUGACAAACACCAUCAGAGGAACACACAACAACACUGAUAUACGCAGUCAGCAACAUGUUCACAUCUACUAAGCCCAAACAGCUAAAUUUUUCAGGAGAGAUAUAAAAACUGUUUCAUUCCUUGAACAAUUUACAUGCAUUAUGUUGGCUAUCUUUGCUUGCUUUUUUCAACAUUUAGAAAUUGAAUUUUGUCAAAAUAUUUCUUGAGUAAAAGCACGCCAGGUAUACCAGGGAUUAAGAAAAAUUAAUGAAAUUAAUUAAAGAGAUUAAUGAAAAAA
Molecule: messenger RNA, 5835 nt
Organism: Aplysia californica (California sea hare)
Lineage: Eukaryota; Metazoa; Mollusca; Gastropoda; Aplysiida; Aplysiidae
Product: ubiquitin carboxyl-terminal hydrolase 19
Biological process (GO): protein deubiquitination
Molecular function (GO): cysteine-type deubiquitinase activity
Source: RefSeq, a predicted model, not a curated record